GAUGGCCCGGAAUGGCUGAAAGUUUGGGGCCGCGGGUCCAGGCUCCUCCCCCGGCUUGGGCGCUGCAGGGAAGGGCGCGGAGGCACAAAGCUGGCGGUCGGCGGGAUGCGGUGGGUCACCCGCCCGAGCCCCCAUGGCCUGCACAAGCGAUGCACGACUGCAGCUGGGCCGGGAAGCGCUGCAGGCGGCGCCCACGCUGCUGGUCCCCGCGGUGCUACUGGGCGCCGCACUAGGUCUGGGCCUCGGCCUGUGGCUAGGCUGCCGCGCCAGCCGCCUGCGUGCGCGGCUCCAGAAAGAUGACACUCAUCGUCUGCUCAGGAGUUCAGAGCCCACUGCACAGAGCCUGCCAGAUACUGGCUCCCGGGUCAGGAGGCGCCAGAGAGAAAUGACAACCUCCCGGGAUGAGGAUGCUCCUGAGGAGUGUGAGCCAUCCUUGAGCGGCAACAUCACGGCCUUUGCGCUGAAAGCCAGGGUUGUCUAUCCCAUCAACCAGAAGUUCCGGCCUCUGGCUGAUGGAUCCUCACACCCAUCGCUGCAUGAAAACCUGACCCAGGCUACAGCCAUCCUGCCCCACCAGCCAGCAGAGGCCUCAGCGGCCAGCAGCUUGGGCAGCCUGAGCCAGGCUGGCAAGGAGGACAGCAGCUCCUGCUCCAGCAUGCACUCAGCCUACAGUGACGACAGGCUCCUUCACUGUGCCUUCCUCAGGGUGGGCAGCUUCCCCGAGGUUCUGGCCUGUGAGAGUGCGGACGUUGACCUAUGUGUUUGCAGCCUUCACCUGAAAGACCUGCUUCAUUUGGACACAGCGCUGAGGCAGGAGAGGCACCUGAUGUUCAUUCAGAUUCUUAGGGCAUGCCUCCUGGACCUUUUUCCUAAAAAGAAGCCUGAUGAUGAAUUAUACCAGAAGAUCCUUUCAAAACAAGAGCAUGAUUUGGAGGAGUUAGAAAAGGGACUUCAGGCCAGAUUGGCGAACACAGAAAUGCUGGGCACCGGUGACUCUGGCUACGUCUCCCUGGCAGAUGUGGAGAGGAAGGAGAGAGAGCUCUCGGAGCAACUCAUAGACAAUAUGGGAGCUUUCUGGAAGCAGAUGGAAAGCAUCCAGCCCAUUCUCAUGGACCAGUUUAAAUGUUCCAGCUCCAAGGCACGGCAACUCAUGAUGACUUUGACAGGGCGAAUGAUUGACGCCGAAGGAAUGCUGCGUGAUUCUCAGGACCUGCAGGCCCUGGAUGCCCUUGAGAGAACAAUGGGUCGAGCCCACAUGGCAAGAAUGGUAGAGUUCCUGAGGACCCAGAUCCAGGAGGAGACCAAGUGUCGGCUAGCUGCCAUCUCCCAUGGCCUGGAGCUGCUGACUGUCCAGGGACAACUGUCUGGGAGACAGAAGGAGGAACUUCUGACCCAGCAGCACAAGGCCUUCUGGGAGGAGGCAGAGUGCUUUGGCAGGGAAUUCAUGCAGCGGGGCAAAGACCUGGUCCAGGCCUCUCUGGCUCGUCAGGCGGAGGUGACAUCAGAGCUCACACGAAUCCAAGAAGAAGAGCGGAAAAGUUUCCUGACUGAUUCCCAGCUGACCUCAGACCCGGGGGAGUUCCUCAAGGCUUUACAUGAGGUCCUGGAGAGGCAGCGGCUGACAUGGAGUGACCAGGAGGAGAAGGAGGACAUCAGGGUCACUGAGGCCAUGGCUGCACUCUGUCAAGAACUGUACUGUGGCACCAUGGAAACCUUCCAAAAGUUUGUGGACACUCUGUUCCUGAAGACGCUCCCAGAAGUGAGCCGUCUCCCUGUGGCAGAAUGUGAGGCUCUGCAGCGACAGGUUCAGGAGCAGGCAGCGAGGCAGCUGGGGCAGGUGGACCGAUUUCGCAGACGGCAAUGGGAACUCCUAUGUGACCUCUUGGAACAGGACAGGCGGGUGUGGCUGGAGGAGUGUGUGCUGUCCACGGUGCUGCAGAGGCAGCUGCAGGAUCACCAGGGGAGCAUCAUCCACGAGGUCCUGAGCCGCUUCACUGGCCUCUCUGAAGAGUCCACGCGAGGCAUCCUGCAGGGCCAUGAGCUGCUGCUGUACUCUGCUCUGCGCAGGCUGGCCCUCCGAGGUAUCACCCUCACUGUCCUGGCUCAUAUGAGGCUGUCUGGGAAGAAGAGGCUCCUGCAGGAGCUGCGCGAGCAGCUGGCUCUGGAGCAGGGAGCAUCCCCGUGCCUGGAGGAGCAUCAGUGGCAGCUGCUCAGAGCCCUGGAGGCACGGGUCCUGGAGGAGGUGGCCAGACUGGAAGAUGAGGCACAGCAGACGGGCCUGCGACUCCAGCAGCAGCUGCUUGCAGAGGCUCGGGAAGCAGGGCAGCUGCUACAGUUGCACUCAGAGCGAGCCAUUGGACAGGCAUUGCUGGUUCACGCAAGGAAUAUGGCCAGCAAGGGCCGGAGCAGGGACAAGGAAGACUUCAAGAGGACGCUAGUGGAGACGGUGGUAGAGAGCGUGUAUGUGACCAGCACCAGUGCCAGCCGCCUCGUGCAGGCAUAUUACCAGCGUAUCGGGAAGCUUCUGCAAGUCCAUGAGGAGCAAGUACUGCAGCGUCUGAAGACCCUGCAAGAUGAGAGAGUCAACGCUUACAAGCUGUGGAAAAAACAAGAGUUCAAUGGCCCACCACCAUCAGGGAGCCAGACAGCAUCACCGAGGAGCCAGGCAGCAGACACCCAUGGAGCAACCCAGGCCGUGCAGCAGAGGAUGCUGUCGCAGCAGAAGAAGUUCCUGGCCCAGUUCACCCAGCACCAGCAGGGCCGCCUGAACUCUCAAAAGCAGAAGGCACAAGAGUUCGACCAGCUCGAAGCCCAGCUUGAGACCCAGCUGCAGGAAGCUGAGCAGACCUUUAUCUCAGAGCUGGCAACACUGGCCCGAGUGCCCCUUACUGAUAGCAAGUCCUUCUCCAACAAGCGAGGACUUCCAGAGAAGCCAGUAAGGACCAAAAGAAAGAAGCCCCCACCUCGGGAGAGAGAGGACCUGGGGCCACCCAACAAUGAUCACCGGCCUUGACAGACCAUGCCAAAGGACC
Phodopus roborovskii (desert hamster) is the source of this 3032-nucleotide messenger RNA. RefSeq names its product EvC ciliary complex subunit 1 (gene Evc). The transcript is spliced from 20 exons. Bases 134 to 3013 code for a protein of 959 amino acids. Gene Ontology annotation, biological process: smoothened signaling pathway. Lineage: Eukaryota; Metazoa; Chordata; Mammalia; Rodentia; Cricetidae. The record is from RefSeq and is a predicted model, not a curated record.